Molecule: messenger RNA, 322 nt
Organism: Entrophospora candida
Lineage: Eukaryota; Fungi; Glomeromycota; Glomeromycetes; Entrophosporales; Entrophosporaceae
Source: the annotation of a GenBank genome assembly
AUGGGUAGAGUAUCUAAUAAAAAUCAGCAUCUUAAAAAAAUAGCACAAUCAUCUAUCAAAUUUAGACAAGAAUCAAUUAAAGAUAAGGAUCAAGAAAUUAAUAAUGCAAAUGAAUUAAAUGAAUUUAUUGAUAAUGAAAUACUUCUUGGUGAUGCAAAUCUCCAUUUUGAGUUGGUGGUAGUGACAGUAGCUGCAUUGGAGAUAACAGUUGUAUUGGCUCUAGUGAUUUCCAUUUGUAAACACUCUGCAAUUGAGUUGACAUCAGAAAGGUCAUCAAAACGAAUCUAUAUUGAUUAUUCUGAACAUCUUGUGAAAGCACUUA